GCCCCCCUGGGAGGGGGGACUGCGCUGGGAACAGCAGCCACGUCGGGACGCAGCAGUAGGUGGCUGAGGAGGAUGGCUUUCCUGGGAUUCUUCCUCCUCCUCCUCCUCCUCUUCACCAGCACCAUGGCCCGGGGGGAGUACGGUGUGGUCCACGUGGUGUCAGAAAAUUGGAGCAAGGACUACUGCAUCUUGUUCAGCUCCGACUAUGUCACCCUACCCCGAGACCUGCGCCACGCCCCACUCCUGCCCCUGCGUGAUGCUACCACUGCAUCCUGGUGCCCAGGCCAGGACUCCUCCCUCUGGGCCCGGCCUGGCUCCCCCAGCCCGCGGCCCCUCCGCCACACCACCGCCAUGGUUAUGAGGGGCAACUGCAGCUUCUACGCUAAGGGCUGGCUGGCUCAAGGCCAAGGCGCCCAUGGGCUGCUCAUCGUGAGCCGGGUCAGUGACCAACAGUGUUCGGACACCACCCUGGCGUCCCAGGACCCCCACAAGCCCCUGCCCGACCUCGCCAUCCCUGUGGCCGUGCUCCGAUACAACGACAUGCUCGACAUCCUCAGCCACACCCAUGGCAGCGCCGAGGUCCGCGUGGCCCUGUAUGCGCCCCCCGAGCCCAUCCUCGACUACAAUAUGGUGGUCAUCUUCGUCCUGGCUGUAGGCACCGUGGCUGCUGGCGGCUACUGGGCUGGCCUGACCGAGGCCGACCGGCUGCAGCGGCGCCGGGCCCGGGGAGGAGGGGGGCCUGGCGGGCACAACCAGCAGGAAGCAGGGGCAGCCCGGUGGGGACAGGAGGAGGAAGACCACGACGCGCCGGUGGACUUCACGCCAGCCAUCACGGGCGCGGUGGUCACCAUGUCCUGCUCCAUCAUGCUGCUCCUCUACUUCUUCUACGAUCGCUUCGUCUAUGUCAUGAUCGCCAUCUUCUGUCUGGGUGCGGGCACUGGCCUCUACAGCUGCCUGGCACCCCUGGUGCGCCGCCUGGUCCUGCCCGGCCGCCACCGCGCCUGUCUGCAGCCGCCCCUGCUGCUGCUGGGCGGCCUGUGCACCGUGGUGACCAUCCUCUGGGUCGCCCACCGGAACGAGGACAGCUGGGCGUGGCUGCUUCAGGACACGCUUGGCGUGGCCUACUGCCUUUUUGUCCUGCGGCGCGUGCGGCUGCCCACACUCAAAAACUGUGCCUCUUUCCUGCUGGCUCUGCUGGCCUUCGACGUCUUCUUCGUCUUCGUCACACCCCUCCUUACCAGGACCGGCGAGAGCGUCAUGGUGGGCGUGGCGGCAGGCCCAGCAGAUUCCGUGAGCCACGAGAGGCUGCCCAUGGUGCUCAAAGUGCCCCGGCUGAGCUUCUCAGCCUUGUCCCUGUGUGACCAGCCCUUCUCCAUCCUCGGCUUCGGUGACAUCGUGGUCCCUGGCUUUCUGGUGGCCUACUGUCACCGCUUUGAUGUGCAAAUCCGCUCGCGCCAGGUCUACUUUGUGGCCUGCACCCUGGCCUAUGCCGUGGGCCUGCUGGUCACUUUUGGUGCCAUGGUCCUCAUGCAGAUAGGCCAGCCCGCCCUGCUGUACCUGGUGUCCAGCACCCUGCUCACCAGCCUGGCAGUGGCCGCCUGCCGCCAAGAGCUUACCCUCUUCUGGACGGGCCAGGGCAGGGCCAAGACACCCUCCCAGCCUGUGGCAGGGCCAAGUGGCGCCCUUUCAUUUGGCUCUGAGCAGAAGCAGGAGGCUAUGGCAGACGCCCACAUGGCCAGCGAGUUUGAGGGGGCCACCAGCCACCUGGCAGGGGACUUAGACAGCAACCUUGAAGAGGACUCGGCAGAGACUGCCACCAUGUCCGAGGACGAAGCCACUGGUCCAGACGGCCGUAGUGAUAGCUCCGAGGGCUGGAGCGAUGCCAACCUGGACGCUGACGGAUUUCCCCGUGCCUCCCCUGGGGCCUCUGAGGAGCGGAUGCCACCGACGCCCAUGGCCCUGCGGACGCCUCUGAUGCCACCGCCCUCGGAGCUGGGCCACGCGCAGGCCCAGCCCCAGGCCCACGGUGCCAACCUGCCCUGGACGGGGCUCCACAAGAGGAAGGGCUUGAAGGUAAAGAAGAGCGUGUCGACCCAGGCUCCCUUGUGAACCGGAACCCUGAGACACUUGCCUCUAGACGGUCCCACAGAAUAUCUCAGAGCAAAGCCACACGUGGUCAGAAGGAAACCAGGGCAUUAAAGAUAUUCCGUAUCUAUCCGCA
This is a messenger RNA of Hyaena hyaena (striped hyena), 2221 nucleotides long. RefSeq names its product signal peptide peptidase like 2C (gene SPPL2C). Gene Ontology annotation, cellular component: lumenal side of endoplasmic reticulum membrane; Golgi-associated vesicle membrane; cytoplasmic side of endoplasmic reticulum membrane. Lineage: Eukaryota; Metazoa; Chordata; Mammalia; Carnivora; Hyaenidae. The record is from RefSeq and is a predicted model, not a curated record. Bases 73 to 2109 code for a protein of 678 amino acids. Gene Ontology annotation, biological process: membrane protein proteolysis. Gene Ontology annotation, molecular function: aspartic endopeptidase activity, intramembrane cleaving. The transcript has a single exon.